AAUGAGUAUUAUAAAUGAUACACUUAUCUCAGCCAACUCUUUUCUCACCUACUCACCAACUUCAACUUAACAAAUCCUCAUCUCAAUGGAACGUAUUAGGCGGCUUCUUGAAGUAGUAGCCUGGAGAGGCGAGCAGCAUGAGAGUGACGCGGAGGUUGGAGAAGGUGCAGCGGUGAGUGGGGAUGAAGUGGAAGCAAUGCAGCAGCAGAAAGAUGAGGAAAGAAUAGACGAAGGUGGGAAAAGGCGCAUGAUGAUGAAAGGAGCGAAACUGGUAGGUAGAGCAUUGGAGGAUGUGGAAAGGUGUAACCGUAAGAAAGUUGGUGGAAGACCAAGUUUUUUCGACUGCAACAUAUGCCUGAGCACAGCAGAAGAUCCUGUGUUGACUUGCUGUGGUCACAUCUUUUGCUGGCCCUGCUUUUAUCACUUGCCAUGUUCCUAUGCAAAUGCAAAGGAGUGCCCUGCUUGUGGCGGAGAGGUCAUUGAAACAAACAUUAUUCCAAUUUAUGGUAAUGCUAAUGCUAAUGCUGAUUCCACUGCCACUCACAGUGAUGAUCCUGAUCUACCUUCUUCCAUACUUCCUCCUCGACCUCCUGCACCCAGAAUUAGCCGUUUUACUUAUCAUUACUUUUAGCUACCAACACAUGGAUCUUUCAUCUCAUACUCUAAAACAUCUCACAUUACUCACUUUUCUUGAUGUUCUGUACUGGAGCUGUGUUAUUCGGAUAAUGAUAGUAUAACAACUAAAUUUGGAAAGUCACUUAAAAAAUGAUAACUCAGAUUAUAAGAGAAAGUUGUUAUAGUAUAAUUUUCCGUGUUAUU
This is a messenger RNA of Vigna unguiculata (cowpea), 819 nucleotides long. RefSeq lists its product as uncharacterized. Gene Ontology annotation, biological process: ubiquitin-dependent protein catabolic process. NCBI's taxonomy places the organism in Eukaryota, Viridiplantae, Streptophyta, Magnoliopsida, Fabales, Fabaceae. Gene Ontology annotation, molecular function: ubiquitin protein ligase activity. Gene Ontology annotation, cellular component: endoplasmic reticulum. The record is from RefSeq and is a predicted model, not a curated record.